AUGACAAUUUCCAUUAAUAUCUUCCAUGCUGACUCUUUGAGCUCGACUCGGACUUUCUCACCCCAGCUGGCUCAGUUCGGUGGCGAUGAGAUGGUGUUAAUCGAGAUGCAAGGGUCAUUAGAGGUGGAAGGAAACAAGGAUGGCCAGACUGUUGGGAAGCUGCGUAUCGACGAGAUAACGAAAAAACCUACUCUUCUUAUCGGCCAUCAUCUACUGGAAGGAAAACUCGUAAAUCUCCCUAAGCCUCUUGCUGUGCUCCACCGUCAAGCGCAUGGGCGAAGUAGAACCGAAGACGUAGAAAUGGAGGAUGAUAUUAGAACGCUGAAGGUCGAGGCGGAGUGGGACAUUGUAGCAGUCGUGAAGCGCAAAAUGAUCUUCUCAAAACGACCUAUGCCAAUGGUAGGCAAACAUAGCACUGCGUCGGAGACAAAGCCUAUAGCGCAAAAGACAUAA
Molecule: messenger RNA, 453 nt
Organism: Fibroporia radiculosa
Lineage: Eukaryota; Fungi; Basidiomycota; Agaricomycetes; Polyporales; Fibroporiaceae
Exons: 2
Coding region: 1-453 (150 amino acids)
Biological process (GO): mitotic sister chromatid cohesion
Cellular component (GO): Ctf18 RFC-like complex
Source: RefSeq, a predicted model, not a curated record